Molecule: messenger RNA, 1101 nt
Organism: Amaranthus tricolor (Joseph's coat)
Lineage: Eukaryota; Viridiplantae; Streptophyta; Magnoliopsida; Caryophyllales; Amaranthaceae
Product: UDP-glucose 6-dehydrogenase 2-like
Exons: 1
Coding region: 1-1101 (366 amino acids)
Biological process (GO): glycosaminoglycan biosynthetic process
Cellular component (GO): nucleus; cytosol
Molecular function (GO): NAD binding; UDP-glucose 6-dehydrogenase activity
Source: RefSeq, a predicted model, not a curated record
AUGGAACAACCAAUUACUUUUGCUAAUAUGAAUAGCAUAUAUUGUAUUGGAGCAUCUUCCAUGCUGGCACUAGCUCAUCACUACCCAAAUAAGCAAUUUUAUGUAGUCGACACAGUAGAUCAAGUUGCUCCAUGGAAUCAACCUGUACCACCCUUUUGGGAACCUCAACUACCCGAUUUGCUUCUUGCUCACCGAAAUGUAAAACUGCACUUUCAUAACAAUAUUCAACAAUUCAUACGACAAUGUCCCUUAAUCUUUAUAGCAAUUGAAAUGAGAACUAAGAAAAAAGGGAGAAUCGAGCUUAAUAAGUGGAUGGAAGCAGUGCGUCUUAUUAGAGAUAAUGCAGCUGUUUCAAAAUACAUCAUCGACAAAUCGGACGUUCCUUUUGACGUUAGAAACACUAUUAUGGAUGUGAUACAACCAACUCAGGUGGUACAUAGUAACUACACAAAUCCUGAGUUUUUUAGUCAUGGGUCCGCGUUUGAUACUUUAUUGAAUCCGAGAAGAGUUGUAUUUGGACAUAGAACACCGUACGCCAAUUUAACAUUGUUGCACCAUAUUUACAAUUUUGUUCCUAAGAACAAUAGGUUGGUAAUCAAUGAUGCAAGGAGUGUGGAUUUCACAAAAAUAUACUGCAAUGCAUUAUUGGGUUUCAUGGGGACUUUGGCGAAUAUUGGUUCCACUUUUGCCGAUGAUUUGAAUAUUGAUAUUAAUCAAGUUUUUCGGAUUGUCGAUAGUGAAGACAGAUUGGGACAUGGUUUUUUGGAACCAAAUGUAGCAGUUGGUGGUCCUGCUCUUCAGAGGGAUAUAGCUUACAUGGCAUAUAUGGCCGAAGAAGGUGGCCACAAGGAAAUCGCAGCAUUAUUCAAGGGGUUCAUUGAGGUAAAUAAGAAAAGAAAAGAGAAGUUCGAAAAAAAAAUGCUUAAAUGUAUGCAUUCUCUCAGAGGCAAAACAAUUGUUAUUCUUGGGUUAGCCUACAAAGAAGGAACUGAAGAUAUGUCGGAUUCUCCAUCGAUUUACAUAUGCGAGCAGCUAAUGAGAAAUAAGGAUGUCACUCUUCGUGUUCAUGAUUCUAUUGUAUAUGAUGAGAUUAUAAAGUGA